Phyllotreta striolata is the source of this 1876-nucleotide messenger RNA. Lineage: Eukaryota; Metazoa; Arthropoda; Insecta; Coleoptera; Chrysomelidae. The record is from the annotation of a GenBank genome assembly.
ACGUUUCCAUCGCGAUAAAAAAACACAAAAUCCACUCAAACUUUCAAUCGUGCAAUGGCCGAUCCGCGAAUUCGCACGAUAAAAAUCAAAACGGGCGUUGUAAGACGAUUAGCCAAGGAAAAAGUGGUAUACGAACGGGAAGCCGAAGCACAAAGGGUUCGCAUAGAGAAGUUCAAAGCCCAAGGAAAGGACGAGUACGAGCUGAGAAAGCAGGAAGAAGUUCUCAACGAGAGUCUUAUGAUGGUACCCGACUGUCAACGUCGCUUAGCUGUCGCCUAUGAAGAUUUAAAGGGUAUUUUGGACACAGAAAAGGACCUGGUGGAGUUGGAUGACUACAUAGCAGCUCAGAAGAUACUCGAUGAAGCUAAAAUCCAAUUACCCAAGUCCGGGGAAUUGCACAUGUGCUAAUUAAUUAAACCUUUAUAAACUACGCAUACUAACAUUUAUAUUUACAAGACUAUUAUUAUUAUACAGACUAUUAACUACUAUUAUUGGUGAAUUAUUGUUCGAAGAUGAAUUUCCUAAAGUAUCAAAAUUUUUCUAACCGUAACGUUAACAUAGAAGUGCCAGUUUUGAUGGACCCGAGGACUAAUGUGUUGCAGAGUAUAUACAAUCAAACCAACGAUGAGAUUUGGAUUGAUUCGUGGCUGCAACAGAACAAUGUGUAUCAUCCUAUACCCAAGAUUAAAGUGAACAAAGCAGGCGGUAGUAUUGUACCCAUUAAUGAAGCCCAAUCGUCCCUCAAAGAAUGCCUCAUGUUGCUGGAUAAACUCACGAAGACCCACCAAGAGCUGGAAAGCAACGUGGAAAUAAUUUCCUCGAACGAUUGGAAAGAAAAAACCGUGGAAAUCGGCCAAAUCAAAGACCAAUUUACCAAAAUCAUGUCGAAAUUCGAAAACGGCGACGCGAUUUUCGCUCUCAAGAAAACCAUCGAUAAAAGAAAGAAGAAGCGAUCGAACCAGAAGAAAAACAAGGAGUUUAAAAAGAGAAUUGAAGAGGAGAAGAUCCAAAUUCGGGAAAAGCUACACAAGAGCAUCGACCAAUGGUUGACGAAGAAGAAAGAAGAUGAUGAAAAACUCAAAAUGGAAGAAGAUAUGCAAAAAGACGCCGAUUGUGUACUAGCUGAAGUAACGAAGAAAAAAUCUGAUGCCAGAAAACAAAUGGCUCUAAUCGGUUCUUUAGCUAAACUACGCUUUAUCAGACAUCACAUGGCCGUACAAAGGGGAGAAAAACCUUCUUUGGAAGACCAAAACGCUUUCAACAUAACAGUUGUUAAAUUGAAGGAUAUGUGGGAAUCCUCGCUGAAGACUUACAUCACCGAAGAGCAAGGAUUGAAACUGAUGUUGGAAAAAAACGCCACAGAAGAUUCGAGAACGGCGGAAUUGGCUAAAGAAAGAAAAUUAUUGGAAGAUUGGCAUACGGUUUUCUUCGGUCCUAGACAGAUUAUCUCACAAGAUAACGCUAUUUAUUGGGCUCUAACUGCAGCUGAAAGAGACAUGGAGACUUUCAUUGCCAUAAGGAAAAGCUGGGAUACGUUUCUGGUGUCUCCUGCGAAUGAAAUGGGAUCGAAAAUACCAGUAGGCUGGGUUUUGCCGAGUGCCAACGAAAGCUGGGCUAAUUAUUUAUCUAGUGGUUAAUAAUUACGAUCAGUUUCACAAAUUUGGUGUAAAUAAUUAUGUUUUCUAUUACUCUAAAUUUUUUGUGAAAUUGAUCUCUACAUUUUUUUAAUAUUUAGCUUGUUUUAUACUGUUAAAGACUAGUUCUAAUCAUUUGCUAUUAUUUUUUUAUUUACUUAAUAUUAACAAGAAAUUUUCUAUAGCUUCUCUUGCAUUUUUUUUAUUUGAUUACAUGUAUAAUAUCUAUGUUUUUGAAAUAA